AUGACCAGCACACUGACCACCAUGAAUUGGGAACCACUUCCUCCUCGCGAAAAGUCCUCGCGACAGCAACGGCGACGUGCUCGUGGUGGAAGGGCCAAUGCUGAUGCAAGCCACGAGGGCCAACCAAAGAAGAACGUUCCCGUCAAAGGCGACACGAAACCCAAGCGCAAACCCAACAGACCUGGAUUCAACUCGUACUUGAAGGUGCUUCUCGACGAUGCCACCAUGGACCGCCUUUUCGACGUUGCCACACGGAUUCAGAAAAAAGUACAAGACUUGCAAAAUCAGACGGAUGAAAGCGACGAAGAAAACAAGUCUGAAGCAGCAGCAUUCGAAACAGCUACUAGUAAAGAAAAAGUGGAACCAAAAAUCAAGGAAGAUCCAUCAGCCGAGGAAAAGCAAGAAUCCAAAGCAGCAGCAGGCCAAUCGCCUGGGCCCGAAAAGAAGCAACGAAAGAAGAGACCAUUGAGUUUCAAAGCCCGGUCCAGAGCAUCCCUGCACAUGACGUUCUUCUUUGGCGGCGAGAAUCUUUGUGAACUCCCAAAGGAAGAAUUGCAAGACUGGUACGACCAAGUACGAGACCGGUUGGAAAUGGCAGAAUUUGUCGUGCAAAAAGAAGACCACAACAACAAUGCGCCUGGCAUCAAGGAAGGAACAACCGAAGAACAAUCAUCAGAGACAGCGGAAGAUUUGGCAACAAUGACAACUAGUACCGUAACUGGCGACUACUGGUUUGAUGUAACGGAUGUGCGAAUAUUCCCACCGGGACGCAACAACUUGAUUGUAGCUCAUUUGGAGGCAACUCCUGCAUGGCACGUCCUGCACAAUGACAUUCGAGAUAUUGCCAAGAAUUCCGACUCGAAAGGGCUCAAUGAUAUUGUUGCCUACAGCAAGGAAAAGUGGACAGCUCAUAUCACCUUGGGAAAUAUCUUUGGAGGAGGUUCCAAAGGGCAAAUUCGACAAGCCUUUUCCGCAAUUUUGGAAGAAUUGACGGAAGAAUUGAUGCAGGAAGGCUUAUCAUCAUCAUCAUCAGCAGCAUCAGAAGCGUCUGUUCCAGAGGGCACAGCAACCAAUCCUCAGGAACGGAAAAGUCUCUUCAAGGCUACGACUUUUGGCAUUGGCAUGGGCGGUCCUAUGCCCGAACAGCUUACCGGUAUUGACCUGGAUUGGGGUUUUGUCUACAAGCCGACGAAGCUGGGAUAUUAA
Messenger RNA from Seminavis robusta, 1206 nucleotides. The record is from the annotation of a GenBank genome assembly. NCBI's taxonomy places the organism in Eukaryota, Bacillariophyta, Bacillariophyceae, Naviculales, Naviculaceae.